AUGGGCAGAGCUAUGGUGGUCAGACUGGGGCUGGGGUUGCUGCUUCUGGCACUGCUCCUACCCACGCAGAUUUACUGCAACCAAACAUCUGUUGCACCGUUUUCAAGUAACCAGAGUAUCUCUACUGCCCCAAAUCCAACUAAUGCCACCACCAGAGCAGGUGGCAGUUCCCUGCAGUCAACAGCUGGUCUCCUCGCCAUCUCACUUUCUCUUCUACAUUUCUACUGUUAGAGACUCAGUCCAAGAAACGUCUCUACUUCCCCAUCUUCUAGACCCAGCCCAAAUGGUAACCCCAAGUCCAGUGUGACCCGGAAGAAACAGGUCCACAUCAAAUCUACUAUUAUCACACCUCAACAGAAAACAUUGAAAAUUCAUGUGAAGGGUAUGACAGAUGAUGAAUGCCAAUAUUGAAUCCGCUGGAGUUUUAUGUUCAAGAUGAAGUGAUAACAUCCAAUGUUGACGUGAUUGCCUUGAACGAGGCUUAGGAAAUGCGGACACUUGGUCUAUAUUGAAAUCAAGCAUAGGUUUUAUGUAGAAAUGAGGAUGGAAUGUGGGAUGAAGAUUCAGUUUUCAUUGGCUCAUUACCUGUGAGGCCAUAACACAGCUAGGUGACAUUAAAGGUUUCCUUGAUGUUAUUUAUGUAUAUGUUGGAAGGAACUACCAGGUGUUACUUUAAAUCCUCAAUGUAUUGUUUCAUUACUACUAAUUUAAUAUGCUAAACUCUAGGUAAAGUUCCACAUUGUUGAGCUGUUCUCUUUGAAAUUGAACAUUUUACCCCCUCCUUCUGUGGCUUUAAGUUCAGUUUAUAUUUGACCUUUAUUAGUAAUUGACAUGUGCCAGGCAACUAUGGAUUGGAAUCGACCCCCAAAUCCAGCCAUCAUUGAAUAAAUCUUAUUUCAAAAGUCAAAUAGUAGGCAUUUUCCAUCAUCUUUUUUCACUCAACACGAGUGCCAGGUUCACUUAACUGGUUCCAUCAGCAGAAUUACAUUGACUUUAGCCAAUUUCAGUUGCUGCUUUUUAUUUCUGCAUAUGUUGAGGGGUUUUCAUGAUUUAAGGUGUGGUCUGUUAGGAAGGUAAAAUUAUGAAUCUUGAAAUCCUAAAGGCAAAUAUGCAAAGGAGCCAAAAUCAUAAACCUAGUAUUUGGGACAUGAAGACUGGACGCUAACUUGCAUUGAAUUCACAAAGUCUUUUAUACAAUUUCUGUAAAUACUUUUUUUAAAAAGAGAAAAACAAAACAAUGGAUCAGAAUAGCCACAUUUGGAAUACUUUGGUUAUCAGUUCAUAUUUUUAGAUAGUUUGACAUUGGUCCUGUGCCUGAAAGGGGGUUUGGUUCUACAGUUAAGUUUUUCCAACAGCUUUCAUAUACACAUACCUUCUAUAACAUAGACAUUCCUUGGAAAAAACCUUUUGUUCGCAUGGUCACACACUGAUGCUUACACAUUCUGGGAUCUAAUAUGACCACAGUAGUCUUGAUAACCAGAGUCACUUUCUCCAUCUUUAGAAACCCACCUGGGAACAAGAAGACCUCAGACCCGAAGCUACUGUGUGUGUGAAUGAACAUUCCUCUCACCACCUACCUGAAUGCUGUACGUCUAUUUGAUUGUAUAUUGUGUUUGUGUAUUUAUGCUUUGAUUCAUAGUAACUUCUCAUGUUAUGGAAUUGAUUUGCAUUGAACACAAACUGUAAAUAAAGCAAAGAAA
Messenger RNA from Cricetulus griseus (Chinese hamster), 1700 nucleotides. The record is from RefSeq and is a predicted model, not a curated record. Lineage: Eukaryota; Metazoa; Chordata; Mammalia; Rodentia; Cricetidae.